This is a messenger RNA of Daucus carota subsp. sativus, 2092 nucleotides long. Its product is annotated as cytochrome P450 705A5-like. The coding region runs from base 560 to 1303 and encodes 247 amino acids. Gene Ontology annotation, molecular function: heme binding; iron ion binding; monooxygenase activity. The transcript has 5 exons. NCBI's taxonomy places the organism in Eukaryota, Viridiplantae, Streptophyta, Magnoliopsida, Apiales, Apiaceae. The record is from RefSeq and is a predicted model, not a curated record.
GAAUUAGACAUUGUAAGAGCAAGUCCAUUGCAUAUUUAUAUUUAGGGCCUGUUAGGUUUGGGGUUUACGGGCCCGGUAAAUCGGAAUGGGCUUCUCAUUCCAUAACAGAAUAUUUGGAUUAGAUUUUUUACAAACAGGAAUAGUAACCCGCAUACUUGCUGGUUAACACAAACCCUACCGGUACCUGGGUUACCGGAAAUCCAUACCCGACAAACCUCACACUUCAGCCGAUCGUCUCUCCCACUCGAUGUCUCCCAUAUCCUCCCUUUUACUUCAUCCUCGUCAAUCUCUCCCCCUCUCUCCCUGACUCUCUCGCCCUCCGUCUCUUUAGAUAUCGUGCGUGUCUCUCUCUAUGAAUCUAUCCCCCCUCUCUCUGUCUCACUCUCUUCCAAUCUCUCUCCCCAUCUCUCUCAGCCAUAUAACUCUGUAAUCACGACUCUUUUGAAGACCCUUGGACACUGCUACGGUUCGGCUUCAAAUUCAAGAGAAAGAUCUUACAGCAAUAUCUCAAUUUGAAUUCUUCACCUUCCCAACUUGAAACAAUUAAAACAAUUAAGUAAUGGCUCGUUUAAGAGUGACACAAAGAAGAAGAAUAUUGUUGAAGCUUCAAGUUAACAUAAUGAUAAUCAAGUUUUUCGUUAUUUUUGUUCCUUGGUAUUUGAUGGGGAUAACACUAUUGAGUGAAUCUUAUUUUCGGAAGAGGAUUAGGGAUAGAAUGAUUCAUAGACUAGCUAAUCUAAAUAGCUUGAUAAAAGAUAGUGAUAUUGGAUGUAUAAAUGAACUUCGUAAGAAUAGGUCCACAUUUAAUGUGCUUUGUGAGAUGCUUAGAGAUAUCGAAGAUUUAAGGGUAACUAAAAAGAUGAGCUUAAACGAGACGGUUGCAAUUUUUUUUUACAUUUUAGCUCAUCACCAAAAGAAUAGAACAAUUGGAAAUUAUUUUGUGAGGAGUGGGGAAACCAUAAGUAGACAAUUUAAUCGUUGCCUUCUAGCUGUCUUGAAGUUACAUGUCCAUUUGCUCAAGAAACCUUCACCAAUGACCGAAGGAUGUGCUGAUAGAAGGUGGAAAAAUUUUAAGAAGAAUCAGGACACGGAGUUGCCUCUCACGACGGAUAAUCUGAAAGCGAUUAUGUUGGAUAUGUUUGCAGCAGUAACCGAUACAACAUUCAUAGCCUUAGAUUGGGGGAUGACAGCGCUUAUAGUUAACCCCCGAGUUAUGCAGAAGGCACAAGCUGAAGUACGAAAAGUUGUUGGAAAAAGAAGAGUUGUCUUAGAGAGUGAUCUACACCUGACUUGCAUUACAUGAAAGCUAUUAUUAAGGAGAUAUUCCGACUACAUCCUGUGCCAGUACUUGUCCCAAGAGAAUCAAUGGAAGAUGUGAAAAUUGAUGGAUAUGACAUUCCUGCAAAAACCCGAUUUUAUGAUAAUGCCUGGGCUAUAGGAAGGGACCUUAUAUCCUGGAAAGAUCCGGAAAGCUUUGAGCCAGAGAGGUUUAUAAGAAGCAAUACUGACUUCAGGGGGCAAGAUUUUGAGUUGCUGCCUUUCGGUGCUGGUAGAAGAGGUUGUCCGGCUAUUGUUUUUGGAACAGCAGUUAUUGAACUUGCUCUGGCUCAACUUCUUCACAGUUUUGAUUGGGAGCUUCCCGCAGGGAUCCAAGCUAACGAUCUUGAUAUGACAAAACUUUUCGGCAUCUCAAUGCAUAGAGUAGCUCAUCUGGUCGUGGUUUCCAAAGCACACUUUGCAUAGGUUCUAGCAGCAUUGCUGGUCCUUUUACGUCUCAACUUGUUGUUCAACUUGGUUUUCUGAAGAUAAGCUAGCAAUACAGUAACUAUGAAAGGUUGUUUGCCAGUUGCCAUCAUAGAAUGGAAAAACCGAACCAAUGCAUGGAACUGAGAAUAAAGUUGUAAAUCCCAAGUUUUGAUGAUGACACACUUUAGCAAGCUACUAUUAUUUCAGCUUAACAUAACUUAUUUGACCUGUUACAGCAUGCUAUAUUGAGUAGUUAAUCUAAUCCUGCAGGUUUUAUAAGUAACAGAGAUAUAGCAAGCUAUUUUCCUAUUUUAGCUUGACAUGAUUAAGUUAUACUAUUAUAGCC